AUGUCUCCCAGUCAAGAUACUCCUCCAUCGGAGUACACCUCCAAUAAUACCUCCACUCCACUCUGGGAAAUCAAGCUCAUCCCCGGAAAAGGCCAAGGCGUUCUCGCAACACAGCUCAUCGCACCAGGAACCCUCCUCUUCGCCGAAAAGCCGCUCCUCACAACCGAAACCCUCACUUCACCCUCUACCGUCGAAAAACAGCUCGCGAAACUCCUCCGGGGCCUCCCAAAAGAAUCUCAACGCGCCUAUCUCUCUCUCCACAACAAUUACCCCGGCCAAGGUUCCCCCCUCACAAACAUCAUCCGCUCCAACGCGUACCCCCUCGGCCCCAACUCGCCCAUCGGCGGCAUCUUUAAAGACAUCUCCCGCAUCAACCACUCCUGUCUCCCCACCACCCAACACUCCUGGAACCCCAAACGUCAGGAAUUCCUCGUGCACGCGGUGCGGGAAAUCCAACCUGGAGAAGAAAUUACUACUUCCUAUCACGUGGGCGGUCCCUCUUCAGAACGCAAAGCCGAAUUAAAAGAAUUCUUCAAAUUCGACUGCACAUGUUCUCUCUGCACGCUUCCACCCGCUGAACUUAAAAAAUCAGACGCCCGACUCAUUCGUGCAGCCGCUCUGGACCAAGCAAUCGGUCAUGCGGAAACAGUUAUGAAGAACCCGGAAAAAGUGCUCAAGACGUGUAAAUCUCUCGAGACAAUUUAUCGGGAGGAGGGAAUCAAAGAUCAGAGAACCGGGAGAGUGUACUGGGAUGCGUUCCAGAUUUGUAAUCGUCAUGGGGAUCUAGCGCGUGCAAGCGCGUUUGCGAAAAAGUAUAGAGAGAGUAAGGUAUUGGGAGAGGGAGAGGAUAGUGAAGGCGCGGUGGAAGCGUUGGUUUUUAUAAAAGACCCGAAGAAGGAUGAUAGUUAUGGGGGGUCGCAGAGGUGGAAGAGUAAGGUGGAGGAUAUCCCGAAGGGAUUGAGUGAUGAGGAGUUUGAGAAGUGGUUGUGGAGAGAGUAG
This is a messenger RNA of Botrytis byssoidea, 999 nucleotides long. RefSeq lists its product as uncharacterized. Lineage: Eukaryota; Fungi; Ascomycota; Leotiomycetes; Helotiales; Sclerotiniaceae. The coding region runs from base 1 to 999 and encodes 332 amino acids. The transcript has a single exon. Gene Ontology annotation, molecular function: protein binding. The record is from RefSeq and is a predicted model, not a curated record.